Ilex paraguariensis (yerba mate) is the source of this 1033-nucleotide messenger RNA. The record is from the annotation of a GenBank genome assembly. NCBI's taxonomy places the organism in Eukaryota, Viridiplantae, Streptophyta, Magnoliopsida, Aquifoliales, Aquifoliaceae.
CAAUCACACUCUCUGGAUAAGAGAGAAAUCUAAACUUUACAAUCCUAUUGGUUCCUCCCUCUCUCAUCAGUCUUCAUUUCUGUAUACCCUUUUGCCAACAAACUCAACCAUUGAACCCAAUCUCAAUCCUUGUGAGCUCACCAGAAACCAAUGGCAGCAACCAUGGCAGCAAUGGCCGUUCUCAAUGCCAAGUGCUUGACCUUCAGCUCUCCCAAAACUCUCAACCCUUCAAGGCCACCCACAAAACCCAUUUCUCUCCUCUCCAUGCAAAGCCUCCCAAAAGGCCUCACCAACGGAAAACCAUCCCACAACUCAGAAUUCUUAACAUCACCACUCGCCGGAACAGCCCUCGCCGGAGCUUUUUUCUCAGCCCUGAGUUCUUGCAAUCCGGCCUUUGCAGCCCAACAAAUUGCUGAAAUAGCAGAAGGCGAUAGCCGCGGUCUUGCUCUACUACUACCCAUCAUUCCGGCCAUUGCCUGGGUGCUUUUCAAUAUUCUCCAACCAGCUCUUAAUCAGAUUAACAAGAUGAGAAGCAGCCAAGGGGUCAUCAUUGGGCUUGGCCUUGGUGGCUUGGCUACAUUAGGGUUCAUGUCUACUCCUCAUGCCUCAGCCAGUGAAGUGACCAUGAUAGCUGAAGCUUCAAGUGACAGCAGAGGACAGCUUCUACUGUUUGUGAUUGUCCCUGCUAUUCUUUGGGUGCUAUACAAUAUUCUACAACCAGGUUUGAACCAGAUCAACAAAAUGAAAUCAGAGUGAUGCAACCCGUUUUGUGUAGAGUUUGUCGAGGGUUGGAUAAGGGAUCGAUCGAAUUGAGUCUGUCGAGGUUGAGUAUUCUCAACUUUGGUUAUUGGGAUGUUCGAACUUUGACCAUACUUUGGAGUGGCUGUAACUACACCUUGUGUUAAUGUUAAUGAAUAAUUUUGGGGUUACUUGCGAUUUCUGUUGGAUUACUUUUAUGAAUAGUUAUAAAUCAAAGCCCAAGGUGAUUUAUUAUGAACUACUUUUAUGGUUUAUCUUUUUUUUUUUUUUUUUU